Messenger RNA from Arachis ipaensis, 3083 nucleotides. The record is from RefSeq and is a predicted model, not a curated record. NCBI's taxonomy places the organism in Eukaryota, Viridiplantae, Streptophyta, Magnoliopsida, Fabales, Fabaceae.
AAAAUGUUAACUCGAUCAAAUCAAAAUCACAUUCUUUAUUUCUUUCAUGAAUCUUUUCUUGGAAUAGAAUUAGACAAUUAGCUAUAAUAUUCUUUCCUCUUAUUCUCUUUCACCGUUCUUCUUCACCUUUUAAGCCUCACAUGGUGGUUAGAGCACUGAACUUCCUCUUCCAUUCAUGCCCUCCUCCUCUCCGCUUCUCCUCCUCCUUCUGUUGCUCCCCCGCCUUCCUCCCUCCGCAGCCUCUCUCCUCCGAUUAUGGCGGCCGCAGGAUGCCGUUUUGCGUAGCACAAAAGGCGUCCGGGGACGUGUUUGGGAGCAUAAUCGAUGUGCCUCUUCAUUUUCCGUCCAUCCAAACACGCCCCAUUUUGUUCAUAAUAUGGUUGACCUUAACUCCAAACUGAAGCAACUUGUGAAACGUUGUCAACUGCAUAAAGCAAGGCACGUGUUUGAUAAAAUGCCUUACAGAGAUGAGGUUUCAUGGACCACGAUAAUAGCUGGUUAUGUCAAUUCUUCAGACCCGUUUGAAGCGUUGAUCUUGUUCUUAAAUUUAUGGAUCCAGCCUGGUCUUCAAAAAGACCAGUUUAUGAUUAGUGUUGCACUCAAGGCUUGUGCUCUUGGCAUGAAUAUAUAUUUUGGGGAAUCAUUGCAUGGAUUUUCUGUGAAGUCAAGUUUGGUAGACUCGGUAUUUGUCAGCAGUUCACUAGUGGACAUGUACAUGAAAGUAGGCAAAGUAGAGCAAGGUUGCAGAGUCUUCGAAGAAAUGGAAACCCGAAACGUGGUAUCGUGGACGUCCAUUAUUGCGGGGCUUGUUCAUGGUGGUUAUAGUAUAGAGGGAUUAUUGUAUUUCUCUGAAAUGUGGAGAUCAAAAGUGGGUUGUGAUUCAUAUGCAUUCGCCAUCGCUUUGAAAGCAUCUGCUGAUUCAAAUUCUUUAGAUUGUGGGAAAGCUAUUCACACACAAACAAUAAAACAAGGGUUUGAUGAGAGCUUGUUUGUGAUUAACACUCUUGCUUCCAUGUAUAAUAAAUGUGGAAAACCAGGUUAUGUCACGAGAUUGUUCAAAAAAAUGAGGAUGCCAGAUGUAGUUUCAUGGACAACCCUUAUUACAACAUAUGUGCAGACGGGAGAAGAAGAGAAUGCAGUGGAUGCAUUUAGAAGGAUGAGAAAAUCAGGGGUUAGUGCCAAUCAAUACACUUUUGCAGCAGUCAUUUCUGCAUGUGCGAAUCUUGCUGUUAAAGAAUGGGGCCAGCAGAUACAUGGCCAUGUAUUGCGUCUAGGUCUGGUGGAUGCCUUGUCAGUGUCGAAUUCCCUCAUUACACUUUAUUCGAAAUGUGGGAUGUUAACUUUGGCUUCAAUGGUGUUUUGUAGUAUGGCUAGAAAAGAUAUUAUUUCUUGGAGCACUAUAAUUGCAGUUUAUUCUCAAGCAGGUUAUGCAAAAGAAGCUUUUGACUAUCUAUCAUGGAUGAGAAGGGAAGGGCCAAAACCGAAUGAAUUUGCUCUUGCUAGCUUGCUUAGUGUGAGUGGAAGCAUGGCGCUUCUUGAGCCUGGGAAGCAGGUGCAUGCUCAUGUCCUAUGCAUUGGCCUGGAUCAUGAAGCAAUGGUUCAUAGUGCACUAAUUAGUAUGUAUUCAAAAUGUGGGAGUCUAAAAGAAGCUUCUAAAGUAUUUGAUGGGACUAAAACUAAUGACAUUAUAUCAUGGACAGCCAUGAUCAAUGGGUAUGCUGAACAUGGAUCCAGCCAAAAGGCAAUUCAUUUAUUCGAGAAGAUUCCUAGUAUUGGUUUAAAACCGGACUAUGUGACUUUCAUUGGGGUUUUGACAGCUUGUAGCCAUGCUGGAUUGGUUGAUCAAGGUUUCCACUACUUUAUGUCAAUGACUGACGAGUACCGGAUCAGUCCUUCAAAAGAGCACUAUGGUUGCAUGAUUGAUCUUCUAUGCAGAGCAGGAAGAUUGAGUGAAGCUGAGCUUAUGAUACGAAGCAUGCCUUUUCGUAGUGAUGAUGUUGUGUGGUCUACCUUACUUAGAGCAUGUAGGGUUCAUGGGGACGUUGACAGAGGAAGACGAACAGCAGAAAGAAUACUUUCUUUGGAUCCGAAUAGUGCAGGAACUCACAUCACCCUGGCUAACAUAUAUGCUGCCAAGGGGAGAUGGGAGGAAGUUGCACACAUAAGGAAGCUAAUGAAGUCAAAGGGGGUAAUAAAAGAGCCAGGUUGGUCUUGGAUAAAUGUCAAUGAUCACUUGCAUUCAUUUGUUUCUGCGGAUCAGUCUCAUCCGCAGAGCGAAGAUAUCAUAACCAUUUUAAAACUACUAAGUUCAAGAAGAGGAGAUUCUUUGCUGGAAACAUGUUCAAGUGAAGAUGUUGAAGAUUAGCAACAGGCUAAAUUUUCUAUCAUUGUGCUUGUGCUACAAUUACAAUUUUUCCAUUAGCAUUCAUUACGUUACAUAGAUUUCAAAUGAUUGUUGGGAAUUGGUUGCCUAACUGCAAUCACUUGAACACUCAAAAUCCAGCGUAUACCAGGUUCGUAUGGAAUUUGAAACUGAGACAUCAUUUAAAUGGCUUCAAAGAUAUUUUUUAAAGGAUGAAAGAAAUUAAUCAAGAGGUAAUUUUUCAUUGAUGAAAACAGCAUAUGAUUUCCAUCUUCCUGUAAAUAUUAGUUUUGCUUCUUGUGAAUUUAUGCAUUCUUUUUAAUUGUACAGUACCCUUAGAGAUCACUCGCUGUGAAAUUUAUUGUUGAAUAACUUGGCUAGUGAUUCAUAAUUUAAAAAAAAAAUGUUCUACCCAUGUGUUACCAUUUGCAGGAAUACGAUCGAUACUGGAAUAAAGCUUUACUAGUUAACUUUGCCUCAAGACCCUUCUUUUUUUGGCACAGGUGCAACAAUUAAUCUAGUAUUAAAGGAUUUUGCUGGACAUGGCAUAGGAACACAAGGGGAUGUUAUGAUGCUUGGGUGGAAGGGCAGUAAAGAAGAACGAGAAGAAGGAUUGGAUAGCUUUGUACCUUGUAACUAUUUGGUUAUAUUAUUAUCAGAUAUACCUAUACGUUAAGGUUAAGUACGAUGUUGUCUUUUAUGGUUUAGGUUGAAAUUUUUU